Messenger RNA from Ciona intestinalis (vase tunicate), 1406 nucleotides. RefSeq lists its product as uncharacterized. The record is from RefSeq and is a predicted model, not a curated record. NCBI's taxonomy places the organism in Eukaryota, Metazoa, Chordata, Ascidiacea, Phlebobranchia, Cionidae.
AGAUCGUAUGCAGUUGUCAGGAAACGAGAUCGUUCGGUCUUAGUUAAUGGAGCACAAUUGUGGUGUUUUCAAUAAAUAAUUCAUGAUUUGUAUUUAUAAAUUGCGACUUUGAUCGUCGCGAUCGGACUUAUUGCUCUGUUGCGUCACAAUUACUUCCUGGCCACCACUGCUUUAAUCGAUUUCGGGAAUCAAAAAGUGUCAGAAUUCGUUUGCACAGCAAUGGGUGGUAAUGGUUUAUGCUACAGGGUGUUUACCCUUGGUGGUCUGUACAGGACAGAUCAAUCAAAGGACAGAGUAUAUUGGUUGAUUGUAAUCAUGUUUAAGCUGAUUCUACCAUCGCUGUUUGUUGUCGUAUCUCAACGCAGUGAGCUGGAUGCUUACAAUUGGCAAAUGGAGGUACACUAUAAGACAAACAUGCGCGGAAGGUGCCAUGCGUACAAGCUUGUUCCUUCUAUCGGAUACACACCGAGUGAUCGCUUUAAUGUGAUUGAUGAAUACUACGACGACACCGGUACGAGUGAAGGUGCGCAAGGCUCAAAAACACCUGACAUUUCAGUUAAAGAAUUGGACAAGCAACUAAAGGAAAUAGCAGACUUAACAAAUAAAGGUUUAGUUUUCCUAAACCAAGGAAAGAAUUCGAAAAGAAGGGUAUCUGAAAAAUGCUGCAAGAUUUUCAGACAAACCGUCAAAGAACGCGAAAUCUGCUGGAAAGAAGAGGGCGGUAAAGUGUCGGCAUCCUCGUUCGUACUCGCCAUGUUCAUACCUCUAAUUGCGACGUUUUUAUUAUCGAUUAUUAUGGUGCCUAUUAAGAACAGCAAGCUACUACAGCGCAAGAUGGUUGGACGUGGCAAUCGACCAAGUAUGGAGGUGACAGCUGAAGAAACCAUACGAACCAUACAAAAUUCAGUUCAAUUUGUAAUUGAGUUAGCAGCAUUCUAUUGCAUGGUGUACAAAAUUUGGGAACUAUCGGAUUCAGUUCUUAAAUGUGCUGGAUAUGCACCAUGUCUGCCAACCUACAAGUCACACCAGCUCAUCUUUUUGGUUGUUGUUGCCCAAACACCUUGGAUAACAAUACUAUGGAGUUUGAUCUAAAGAUAACAUACCACGUCAUACAUACGAUGCACCCACGGUUGCCAUGAUGUGCUCCAUGCAUUCCUUCUCAUAUGUUUCCAUGUAUGUUGGUAAUUACUCUGAAGGGGAAACUGGGACGCUGAGAGACUAUCACCACAUUCUGUGUAAAUAAUAUUUAAAGAUUAUUAUUUACUGCACAAUAGACUUUGUUAUGUGCUCUGUCAAGUUCCCAGGUGUGCAUCAAACAGACUUACAGGAUGUGUUGUAUUCAUAAAAAAAUGAGAACCACUGCAGUAAAUGAUUUUUUGAUGUGACAAUAAAAUACAAUGUUAAAA